Messenger RNA from Populus nigra (black poplar), 2612 nucleotides. RefSeq lists its product as uncharacterized. The coding region runs from base 220 to 2298 and encodes 692 amino acids. NCBI's taxonomy places the organism in Eukaryota, Viridiplantae, Streptophyta, Magnoliopsida, Malpighiales, Salicaceae. The record is from RefSeq and is a predicted model, not a curated record. The transcript is spliced from 4 exons.
CACUUGAUUUUUCCACGCCACCAGCAUUUCCUCUGUGCCAGAUAUUUUCUCUCUCUCUAAUACUAUCUCUUGAGUUUCUCUCUCUAAAACCCUGCUUUACAACAACAAAUCGAUCUUCUUCUUUUUUAAUUUCUUAGUCGGAUUCCAUUUCAAGAAGAAACUGAAGCUUAGGGUUUCGAUUUUGAGUCUGGAUUUUAUUAAUUUUAAAAAAAUUGUCUGAUGGCUAAUUCUAGAAAGCAAGAAUUCAACGAAGAUCGCGUUGAACAAUCAAGCGUUAACGAUUUCGACGACUCAUCGUCGAUAUCGAGCGCCGGUGGAACCUCUACCGCGGGAUCUGGCAGGGUUUCAGCAGAGCGGAGCGAGCCAAGUGAGGCUGGGUUAACGGAGCGAUUGACGGACAUUCUAGUGGACCAAGGAGACGGAGAUUUGUUGCUUCAAAGGAACGAUCGUGAAGAUAGGGUUUUGCAGUGGCUGCAAGCGCUAGACAUGCAGGUCAUGGGAGCUUGUAGAGCUGAUGAGAGGUUAAAGCCGUUGUUGAAACUGAAUGCUUCCAGUGGCGUGGCUGAGGACCGGCUCUUAGCACAUCUCAGCCAGCACUUUGAGCCGUCGGAGGUUGGUAUGCUAGCUAGGUGUUUCUGCAUACCUCUGGUUUCGAUUCGUGUUGGGAAGAUUAACAAGCAAGGGACUCUAUUGUGCCCGACUACCAUAAGAGGGGAUUUAAAUCUUACACUAUUGCCAGCGUCUGGUCUGCGCCUCUCAUUCAUUGGUGAUGAUGGUAGUACAGAGAGGCUGUUCACCCUAAGUAGUAAAACCCACUGUCCUGCUGUUGAAGUUCAUGAGAUCCCUGCAGACAGUUCUGGCCGAUCUUUCAACUUAAAGAUCUCAGAUGGCAGAGUUUUUUACUUUUGGUGCUCGGAGAAAUCAAAACUUUUGGGAAUUGAAUUACUUGCAAAGAUGAAAGAUGUACUAAAGAGGAAACCAUCUAUAGCUGAUUUAACCGGAAUCAGCAAGUCACGACUUGAUUGCUUUGCAACUCACCUUCGGGCCUUCCUUGUGGGAAGCAAUGGCAGGGAAAUUUCUUCUUGUUCUCUUGCCACUUCUUCUACCACUCCGGACGUCUCUGAUUCAACCUCCACAACAAAGUCUCUGCGUUCCAGGCAUACUGGCAGUCUGGCAGUUAAAACGAAUUCAACUUAUCAGGGAAGUCUCAGUCCUAGAUCAAGUUCCUUCAAAGAGGGCCUACCCAGAAGCCUGUCUUCUUCAAGGAAUGCCACCAGGGAAAAGUUAAGGCGUCGUGUGGACAACCAUCUUUCAGCAGUUGAUAACAUAAUGGCUGCAUUGCCACUCAGCAUUGAUGUGACUUGCAAUCAAUCCGGGAAUGAAAAAUUGCAGGAAGCUAAGAGCUGCCCUUUGGCACCCUCUAGUGUUCUUGAAUCUCUUGGUAAAUUGUCUUUGCCACCAAUUCAGCUCCCUGUGUCUCAUGUUCUGCCUAGCCCACCUAUUCUCUCUCCAUACUAUUGUUGGUGCCCCCAAGGUACAUCGAGUUUGCAAUAUCCUUCCACACCUUCAGAAAUAUCUAUCUCAUCGGUUGAAUCACCUUUACUGCCACCCUUUCCUCCAUUAUUAUCCCCCAGUAGACCAUCCAACCUGUUAAGCCCUAUACCACCUCUCAGUUUGGCUGACUUCCCCUCGCUGGAUUUUCCUGCUUUGCUGCCAGACCCAUUAGUUCGGUUGCCAAUUCCGAGUUCACAGCAAAUCCCAACUUUCACUCCUUUAAUGUGUGACCCCAUUGUUCACAUUCCACUCAUUGAUGUUUGUUCCUCGGGUCAAGGCUACCUGGUCAGUGCUGGACCGACUAUUGCAAGUCCUAUUCCACCUUUGCACCCAAGACUUGUAAACCCAUUGAUUCCUGAAACUGCUGAAUCUGUGGUGGAGAAGGGUGCGAGAGAGACUCUGAGACUGCUUAUCAGCAGUACAAGCCAAACCAAUUCUCAAUUCAUGAAUGUUCUACCGGUUGUGCUAACCAAUACUGAUCAGACGAGUAUACUUGCUAGUGGAAGCUGGAGCCUUUACACAGGAACCAGAGAUGUCGAUGCUAUUGCAAAUAGAAUUGCCACCAUGGGCCUGGUUUCAUUGUCCGAGUCCUCUAUAGGCAACAGUGUUGCAGAUAUAAGUGGCGGCUGUGAUAAUACCAACGCUUUGCCUGAUAAUCUGCCUGAUGGAUCUAGCGUUUUGGGUGGGCCAUAUUCUGAAGACGAAGGUACUAUGUUUUCGAACGCUGGGAAGGGAACCAAUUAAGGCUGUAUUGCAUUGCCAAUGUAAAUCUGUUAUUGUCUCCAAUGUGUAGAUAUGUGGCUGCAGCCCUGGGAUUUUGAAUUGUAAUUAUUGCAAAUCCUGCCGAUCAUUGGGCAUUUGUUCCACCUUUGUUCCUUGAGCUGUUUGGGUAGAAAUAGAACUCUACUGUAAUGCCUUUUUUUUUUUGUCAGAUGUAUUUUGUUUUCUGUAUUUUCCGUGGUGCCUUGGCUACUGAGAGCCUCGAUACAAUUAUUGAUUGCUUUUGGUUGCGCGCUGGAAAGGCGUGAUGAAUAACAGAUUCAUCUGUUUUGUGCCAA